UUCAAACAUCAAAAUGUCCGACGCUAUUUAAUUGGGAAUGGCGUCUUGAUUUAUCAUUUAGUGACGCUAUAUUACUUUCAGGUGAAAAUAUCGUUACUGGGGUUUUAAAGAGAAGACAAGCUAUUAGGAAGUUAUUUUAUAUCUUUUCAGCGUGUUAUGGCUACAACAAACAGCUACAAACAAAACACAUCAAUGUCGAUGCCAAGCCCUCAGAACAAUACGCAAUACAUGAUUGCGGGGCCCCCAAUGAGUUUCGGUAUGAUGAAAGGCGGUAUGAAUGCACCGCCGCACCAUAACCACGUGUACCACCCUCAAUACCAGGGUGGGGGGGGCCUGGGUCCCCCCGGGGUUCAUGGGGGGUACGGUUGGCAACACUCGCCGCGUUUCGCUGCAGAGAGCGCUCGCAGGGCUGCCGGUGCGGCCUCGCAGCCCGGGAAAGAUGACAAGACGAGCCCAUUCGUGUCAACUAUACAUUCACAUCCCGGAUUCCAACCACAGAAGAUUGGCAAAGGAACUGGUGGGGGUGCUGGACUGCCAAAACCACCGAAACCACCAGAAAAGCCACUUAUGCCAUACAUGAGAUAUUCAAGAAGGGUUUGGGACAGUGUGAAGGCAGCAAACCCAGAUCUAAAGCUAUGGGAAAUCGGCAGAAUUAUCGGUGGUAUGUGGAGAGAUCUGCCCCAGUCAGAAAAGUAUGCUUUUGUGGAUGAAUAUGAAGCUGAGAAGUCGGAAUACGAGAAGAGUUUGAAGACAUACCACAAUUCCCCGGCGUACCUCGCGUACAUCGCCGCCAAGAACAAGGCUGUUGGUAAGGUUGGGAAUCUGGAAGAAGAGAGUUCAAGCAAGAAGGGAGGUUCACAGAAGGAGUCACAGCAGCAAGACAGAAGAAUUGACAUCCAACCAGCUGAAGAUGAAGACGAUCAGGACGAGGGUCUGUCAGUGAAGCACGUGGCUUACGCCCGCUAUCUUCGUAAUCACCGUCUCAUCAACGAGAUCUUCUCCGACACGGUGGUGCCGGAUGUAAGGUCGGUGGUCACCACCGCUAGGAUGCAGAUUUUAAAGAAGCAGGUACAAUCGCUGACGAUGCAUCAGAAGAAAUUGGAAGACGAACUUCAACAAAUUGAAGAGAAGUUUGAAGCAAAGAAAAGGAAGUUCAUAGAGAGCAGCGAGUCCUUCCAGGAGGAGUUGAAGAAGCAUUGUAAGCCAGCGGUGGACGACGAGACGUUCGCUAGAAUGGUGGAGCGAGCGGUCGAUCAGCAGAGAAGGGGUGCUGCUGGACCACACCCACACCCGAAUCACCCACACCCCUCGCACCCUCACGCGACUCACCCUACGCAUCCUUCACACCCGACACAUCCCCACCACACGGCACCACAACACGCUCAGCCGGCACACCCUCGGCCUCAUGAGCCAAUGGAUCAAGAUCCGCCCAAACCAGAGGCGAACGGCCCCAACGCUCCCACUCAAGUCGACAAAGUGUCUACCACGGAGGGGAAACAGGACACAAACAUCACCACGGAGUUGAAGGCUGAUGAGAAACAGAUCCAGGAAGGGGAAGGUGAUCGUAAAGAAGAUAAGCCGAUUGAAAUGAAAGUCGAGAGUAAGGAGGGGCCUCCGCCGGCCGGGCCGCCACAGCCACAAAUCACAUCGCCCCCACACCCAGCUAUGAUGUUACCUCCGGGAGCUAGCGGUCCGCCACCCGGAGCCAACCACGCCCCUCCACCUCCCGGUGGUUAUGGCUCAGCGCCGUACGGUGGACGUUACUAUCCAGGCUACGGUGUGGGAGGAGUAGGUCCCGUGGGUCCUGUGGGCGGUGUUGGACCUGUGGGCGCUGUUGGACCCGUGGGCGCUGUCGGACCCGUGGGCGGUGUGGGCCCAGUGGGUGGCGUCGGCGGUUUCCCUCCAUACUCGCACUACUUCCCAGCGGAGCACUAUUCACACCACCCACAGCACCCCGCUCAUCAUGACGUUAAGCCUGAGGAACCGCCGGCCAAGAAGGAGUCCGAAUGAUUGUCACCGAAACGCGUCGUUAAACGGCGCAGGAAGUCAUCGUCCAAGGAUCAACAGUGAAUAUUUUAGUCAUUUUUAAAUAGACUUGAACCUUUGAACAUUACUAACAUGAAACAAUACUGUCAAGUCUGCAAAAAUCGACUAAACUUGGAUGUGAUGUGUAAGAACACUUGCGUGUGACUGAUAUUAUUAAUAACUACUGUAGUUAGUAACAGUAGCAUAAGAAAUUACUUUUCAUGAGUUUUUAAAGCAGAGAAUGUUUACUUUAUAUGUGGAAUCUGUAUAAGGUUUAUAUUAAUUUGAUUAUUUCUUAGGGGAUAUUUGAUGAGCUCCAAACGUAGUACUAGUUAGUGUAGUUUACUAUAAUUAUAGUCAUACUAAGAAUAGUUUGUGUAACUUAGGAGAAAUUAAGAUAUAAUUUUGUAACACUAUAUACAUUUAAUGUUCUUAGACUAUAAGUAUAUAUUAGAUUACUUAAAAUUUAUAAUAUGAUACUUAAGAGUACACUGAUAUUGAUUUAAUUAGUGUGAUUUAUCUAUUUUCUUCAAUUUCUAUCCUGUUACUGUUUCUGCCGAAUUGAGCUAUUAUAGGCUGACCACCCAUUAUGGUACCAUUCACUUCUUCAAGAGCUUGUAUAGCUAAGUCUUCACCUGAGAAAGAUGAGAAAUAUAUUCAGAUCUUAGUGAAACUAAUUUUAGAUUAAGAUUUAAGUAACAAUAUAAGUAAUCCGAUACUUUUGUAAUAUCAAUAAAUAUAAUGUGUAAAUAAAA
Messenger RNA from Danaus plexippus (monarch butterfly), 2780 nucleotides. It is a transcript of the gene Bap111, whose product is annotated as SWI/SNF-related matrix-associated actin-dependent regulator of chromatin subfamily E member 1. The record is from RefSeq and is a predicted model, not a curated record. The transcript is spliced from 15 exons. Gene Ontology annotation, molecular function: nuclear receptor binding; nucleosomal DNA binding. Gene Ontology annotation, cellular component: SWI/SNF complex. Lineage: Eukaryota; Metazoa; Arthropoda; Insecta; Lepidoptera; Nymphalidae. Bases 157 to 2010 code for a protein of 617 amino acids. Gene Ontology annotation, biological process: negative regulation of DNA-templated transcription.